CCUCCAGUGACAGAAGAAAAGGCCACUUCUCCUCAGUGACUCCUCCCUUUCCUCCUCUCUGCUCCUCCUCUCAUCAGCUCCUACUUCAGGAGGAGCUUGGACUGUUUCACCUCCACAUGCAGCUCCACGGCCUCUCCUUUUCUGUCUUUCUUCUGACUCCUCCCUCUAACCUGAAAUGUCCCAUGAGUCCGAGCAGCUGACUGGUCAGGUGAUCAGUCCCUCCCACUGGUUGGAUGAUUCCAGCUGUCAGUCACUGAUGUCAGCCUAUUUCCCUCCUCCUCCAUACGUGUCCUUAUAUGGUCAUUCAACUCCGCCCCCUGCAUGCCUCUUCUCUACAUUAAUACCAACAACAACAACAACAACAACAACAACAGGAUGGAACAGUUACUAUGGCAACCUGUACUCCUCCUCCUCCUCCUCCUGCUGUCUGACAGGUGAAGAGGGCAGUGUGCAGAGGGGGCGGGGCUUUGGACCAGAGGAGCGUGAGUGUGUGUCCUGUGGGGCCCACAGCGCCCCCCUGUGGAGCAGAGACACCGCCGGACAACACCUGUGUAACACCUGCAGCCUGGAACAGAAAAGCAUGUGGCAGAACCGACCUCUGCUGAGGCCCAAGAAGAGGACGUGUUCGACUCAGAGGAAAGGCACUCAGUGUGUGAACUGUCUGACGUUAAAAACCACCCUGUGGAGGAGGAACGCUGCAGGACAACCCGUCUGCAACGCCUGUGGACUCUACUUCAAACUACACCAGGUGAACAGACCGUUGACCAUGAAGAAAGAAACCACCCAAACCAGGAAGCGCAAAGUGACCAAUAAGAACAAGAGGAGCAGGAAGGUCGACCAAUCAGCAGCUGAUCUCAGUUUCCUCUUCACUUAAAUCUACUUUUCUUGUCAUUUUUCUUUUCAGAAUGUCUGAUUUUCUCUCAUCUGGAUUUCUUUUAUAAACUCAUUAUCUGUAUGUUUGUGUGGAUUUGUAAUAAAUAGUUUGUCAC
Molecule: messenger RNA, 989 nt
Organism: Sphaeramia orbicularis (orbiculate cardinalfish)
Lineage: Eukaryota; Metazoa; Chordata; Actinopteri; Kurtiformes; Apogonidae
Gene: gata1b
Product: GATA binding protein 1b
Exons: 5
Coding region: 176-874 (232 amino acids)
Biological process (GO): cell fate commitment; negative regulation of transcription by RNA polymerase II; positive regulation of transcription by RNA polymerase II
Cellular component (GO): nucleus
Molecular function (GO): zinc ion binding; DNA-binding transcription factor activity, RNA polymerase II-specific; RNA polymerase II cis-regulatory region sequence-specific DNA binding
Source: RefSeq, a predicted model, not a curated record